Triticum aestivum (bread wheat) is the source of this 1270-nucleotide messenger RNA. Its product is annotated as putative F-box/FBD/LRR-repeat protein At1g78760. Lineage: Eukaryota; Viridiplantae; Streptophyta; Magnoliopsida; Poales; Poaceae. The transcript has 4 exons. Gene Ontology annotation, molecular function: protein binding. The coding region runs from base 290 to 1270 and encodes 326 amino acids. The record is from RefSeq and is a predicted model, not a curated record.
CUUCCGCUGCUCGUCGUCUCGUCUUCCAAUCCCUUCGCGUUGCUCGAGGCGACUGCAUUAAUGGAGGAAUGCGUGGGGACUGAGGACUAGACCUUGUGUUAUAAACUGCCUCUCCGUCGCCUUCCUCUGCCCUCAAGCCGAGAACGGAGAUGGCCUAGGGAGGGCUCCCUUCUGUAACUCUGUGCGCUCGUGCCCGGUCGAGUGGUUCCGUGCGAACUCACUGAACCACGGUGUGCCGUCGACGAGGCCCGGCGGCUAGAGCCGCGGCGCGAGCCACCUGUUCGACGGAAUGGCUGGCAGCAAGAAGGUGGCUGCGGCCGGCGGCAAGGACCGCUUCGAGGACCUCCCGGAGCAUGUGCUCGAGCUGCUGCUGUUGUUCCUGGACGCGCGAGAUGUCGUGAGGACGUCCGUGCUCGCUCGCCGCUGGCGCGACCUCUGGAAGUCGGUGCCGGUCCUGCGCUUCCGUCCUUCUUCCAAGUUCGGAUGUGCUGAGAACUUCAACAAUUUUGUGAAUAUGGUGCUCGAGUGCCGUGAUCAGACCUCACCUCUUCGUGAAUGCCAUGUCCAUUCAUAUCUGGAUGGUGAAGAAGACGAGACACACCGUGAUGUUGAAUCGUGGGUACAGUAUGCUGUCUCAUGCCAAGUGUCGGUGCUUCGAGUUCUGAUGUGGGGUGAUCAUCAUUGUAAUUUGGGGCUAUCCAACGACAGCGUCAUCUCCGAGCACUUGACAAAGCUAGAGCUUUAUGGUGUGGACUUUGAGGAAAGCCCUCUAGAUCUUUUGAGCUGUCAGGCACUAGAGGUUCUACAUAUAGAUGGUUGUUGUCUCAACCCUGGGGGUAUCUUACCCAAAUCUUUACGACAUCUGAAAAUCGUACAUUCAAUCCUUCUUUCCAUGCAUACGCCACGGAAUUGUCUUUCUGCUCCAGGUCUGGUCACGUUUGAACUACAGCACUGUGAAGAGUGGACUCCGAUUCUUGAGAGCAUGCCAUUAUUGGCAACAUCAUCUAUCAUUAUUGGCUUUGAAUGCAAAGAUAAUUGUGAUAAUUUUAAGUACCUUGGGAAUUGCGGUGUUGAGCCAUGUGAAGGAUGCUAUGUAGAAGAUGAUUGCUCUGUGCUUCUUGAAGGUCUGUCGGGCGCUACGAAUUUAACGCUGAUAAGCAAAUAUUCUAUGAAGUUUGACAUUGAAUCAAGUGAAAGCUACAACCCAUCAGAAUAUUUCUUGGUGUCGAAGCAUCUCAAGUCUGCAUGUGUUAGUGGAAUCAAAUACUGA